Molecule: messenger RNA, 10845 nt
Organism: Dunckerocampus dactyliophorus (ringed pipefish)
Lineage: Eukaryota; Metazoa; Chordata; Actinopteri; Syngnathiformes; Syngnathidae
Gene: dot1l
Product: DOT1-like histone H3K79 methyltransferase
Exons: 29
Coding region: 254-5041 (1595 amino acids)
Biological process (GO): DNA damage checkpoint signaling; regulation of transcription regulatory region DNA binding; DNA repair
Cellular component (GO): nucleus
Molecular function (GO): histone H3K79 methyltransferase activity
Source: RefSeq, a predicted model, not a curated record
AUGCCGGGCAAAGAUGGCGGCCAUACUGACGAGGUGUUAUUGCCAAUGGACAUAAUGAGGGCAUUUUCGUGACAAUUCCAAGCCGACUCCGUCAUUCGAUGCGCGUUUAGUCACCUCGCUAUAAUCCUUGACGCCUUUUGUUUUUUUUUGUGUACAUUUUUUACGCUCCCUCCUCCAACAUGUUCAGUCAGUAGCUGGCUAACGGAGAGCAGUCUACUCGCUAGCUAGCUAGCUCGCCGCCGUCAAGAGUAGGAUGGGAGAAAAGCUGGAGCUCAAGCUCAAAUCGCCGGUUGGAGCAGAACCCGCUGGCUACCCUUGGCCCUUACCGAUUUACGAUAAACACCAUGAUGCUGCUCAUGAAAUCAUCGAGACCAUUCGGUGGGUGUGCGAGGAGAUUCCAGACCUCAAACUGGCAAUGGAAAAUUAUGUGCUCAUCGACUAUGACACCAAGAGUUUUGAGAGUAUGCAGAGACUGUGUGACAAAUACAACCGGGCGAUUGACAGCAUUCACCAGCUGUGGAAAGGGACCACCCAGCCCAUGAAGCUGAACAAGCGACCUUCCAACGGGCUGUUGAGACACAUCCUCCAGCAGGUGUACAACCACUCUGUGACCGACCCGGAGAAGCUGAACAACUACGAGCCCUUCUCCCCGGAGGUGUAUGGGGAGACCUCAUUCGACCUGGUGGCUCAGAUCAUCGAUGAGAUGGAGAUGAUGGAGGACGACACUUUUGUUGACCUUGGCAGCGGCGUGGGUCAGGUGGUGCUGCAGGUUGCCGCAGCGACCAACUGUAAACACUACUACGGCGUGGAGAAGGCAGACAUUCCAGCAACCUAUGCAGAGACCAUGGACAAGGAGUUUAAAAAGUGGAUGAAAUGGUAUGGGAAGAAACACGGAGAAUACACACUGGAGAGAGGGGAUUUUCUCUCUGAAGAAUGGAAAGAACGAAUCGCCAACACAAGUAUUAUUUUUGUGAAUAACUUUGCCUUUGGGCCCGAGGUGGAUCACCAGCUGAAGGAACGUUUUGCUAACAUGAAGGAAGGUGGAAAAAUUGUAUCCUCCAAACCAUUUGCACCAUUGAAUUUUCGAAUAAACAGCAGAAACUUGAGUGAUAUAGGCACAAUAAUGCGUGUGGUAGAGCUCUCUCCACUGAGGGGUUCUGUGUCCUGGACUGGAAAGCCAGUUUCCUACUACUUGCAUACCAUAGACCGCACCAUACUUGAAAACUACUUUGCUAGUCUCAAAAAUCCUAAACUCAGGGAAGAGCAAGAGGCAGCUAGGCGACGUCAGCAGAAAGAUACAAAGGACAGUAAAAGCAAUAGCACCACGCCCACGAAAACGAAAGAACAAAACAAGCAGGACUCCGGUGGGGAGGAAGAGCAGCCCCCUUUGGUGGCCGUGGUUAAGCCCGCCGCCAAACCUCGUCGAGCAAAGCUCCUGUCCAAAGGUCGCAAGCUGAACAACAGCAACAACAAGAAGAGAGGUCGACCCAAGAAGGCGGCACCGGCUGUUGACAAAAACAAGAAGAACCAGAGCGCGUUGGAUUUGCUGCAUGCCAAGACCCUUUCUGCAGCACCCCCUCAGGAUGCAUACCUACAACCACGGAGCCCCUUUUACCAACUACCUCCCAAAGUUCAGCACUAUCCAACCAAUCAACUGCUGCUGAGCCCAACUCCUCCUGGCCUGCAAAACCUGCUAGAUAACAUCAAAGUUCAGUACCUCCAGUUUAUGGCCUACAUGAAGACUCCUCAGUACCGCUCCAACCUACAGCAGCUUUUAGAGCAGGAGAAGCAAAAACACAGGGAUUUGUCUGGACAGGCAGAACAGCUUCAUUCCAUUUGCCAGGCUCACAAGGAUAAAAUCAAAGGUCUCUUUCAGACAAAACUUGAUGAGCUGGGAGUGAAAGCUCUCACUGUGGAGGACCUGCUGCAGGCUCAGAAGGAGAUAUCAGCCCACAACCAUCAGCUGAAAGAGCAGACGAAACAGCUCGAGAGAGACAUGGCUUUACUGAAAGAUCACAGCCUGCUAUUGCUGAAGUCUCGAUGUGAGGAACUGAAGCUAGACUGGGGCUCUUUGUGUCUUGAGAGUCUCUUGAAGGAGAAGCAGGCUCUGCGGAGACAGAUCUCUGAGAAGCAGAGGCACUGCUUGGAGUUGCAGAUCAGCAUUGUAGAGCUCGAGAAAAGUCAAAGGCAGCAGGAGCUACUUCAGCUCAAAUCCUACAGCCCUCGUGAUGAUUCCCCUUAUAGAAAGAACCCAGAUCCCCGCUCCUCCACAGACAUGGACACUUCCAAGUUUGGCCUAUCCUCCACCCCAGCUCUGAACGGCAUAAGCCCAGAACGACCCAUCAACGGCACCAGUUCGCCCUCAUUUGAGCGGCCGAAUACCAAGACGGAGCUUCUGUCACGCUAUCUGCCCAUCUCACCCGACCACGAGAUCGUGCCUGCCACACCUGAAGCUCGGCAGAGGCAGCAGAUCUCCCACACUCUUCCUGAUUACACACGCUUCUCGCCUGCCAAAAUUGCCUUGCGCAGGCAUUUGAACCAGGAGCCCACGGCCUCUGGCCAUCUGAGAGGCCCCGGGCUGCCCACACACAGGAUGGAAAUGGGUGGCUUUAACUCCCCUCUUGGAGCCAAGCAGAGCAGCUCAUCCCCUAAUGCGUCUGACACACAAAGGAGCACUGAGAGGGCAUUUUCCAUUCAGGGUGGAAAGGAGAAGAGUCCAUCUGUUCAGGGAGAAAGCAGCAUCAAAAGCCUUCCAAUAAGUAUUCCUCUGAGCACUGUCCACCCAAGCAAACUUCCAGUCAGCAUUCCACUGGCCAGUGUGGUGCUGCCCAGUCGGGCUGAGAGGCUGAGAAAUACUCCCAGUCCUGUGUCUCAGGGCAGUCAAAUCAAUGGAUAUUCAUCUAGCUCAUGCCUCAUGAAUGGAGGUCCACACCCAGAGGAACAUAAUGGUGCUUCUUCAUCGCCUCCACACGCAAACACGCCUCUGAUAGGACCACAGAGCAGAGGAGGUCCGAUCCAGAGCCCCCCACUCAACACCGGAGGGGUUCUUCAUUAUGCAGACGGACCUCCGAGGAUACUUCCAGAAGAUGGCCAGGAACACCAAGAAGCAGACUCUGAAACAGAACUGCAGGACAAUGACUUGCGGAGGAGAAUAUUCUUCUCUUCCUCCUCCUCCACCUCUUCUUCCUCGUCAUCAGGCAGCGGAGGCAGCGUGGUCGGAGGUUCACGCCUCCACCAUCACACCGGCAGCUCAGGCAGGCAGGGAUACCACGGCAACCACAACCACCAGUCCCCCGGCACGCAGCACAUUUACACACCGACGCACUUGUCGUCGUCACACUCCGCUCACGGCCUUGCUUCUCAAGAGGGACGCAAGCGGGGGAGGCGGAAGCGCGGCUCCACGGGGGCCGUCACAGCCAGCGGCUCCCCUAAGAGGAGGUCGUUCCCUGGGAUUAGUGCUAACAAUCACUCCUCUGGAUCACCACUCAACAUCAAUUCCAUGGUGAACAACAUAAACCAGCCUCUGGAGAUCUCUGCCAUCUCCUCGCCAGAGCAAUCAAGCCGCAGCCCUGCCGGGCCUGACAUGGACCAACCUCCAGUCCUUAAGAGAGAACGCCCCCUGGAGAUGAACGGUACAGGUCGUUACUCCUCCGCCCCCAGCUCAGAUGAUGAGGACUCAGGAUACCCUGCAGACAGCUCCAGCUCACGAAUCGAAAGAAAAAUUGCUACAAUAUCCUUGGAAAGCAGAGAUGGACACAAUAGAAUGGGGGACAGUGAAAGAGGCAGGAAGUGUGGAAGCAGCAGUGGUAACAGCACAGGCAGUGAGACCUCCUCCUCCUUGUCCUCUACAAGCAAAUGGAAGUCAACCUUUUCACCUAUUUCUGACCCCAAGCAGCCCAAUUCCGACCUUAGACAAGGAGGAUCUCCAUUUGGAAUGGGUGGAUCAAACCGGGACUCGGACUCUGAUUACAAACAACACCAUCAGCAGCCCAGGAAGGGCAGUGAUGGAGAGUUAUCCAACUACCCCAACCCUUUCCUGAGUCAAGAGACUGCUACCCGCAGUGGUGCUAGCGGAGGAACCCAGGGGGGUAGCAUUUCUGAGCAGCGCCAGGUUCUACAGAAGCAGAAGGCCCCUCGCGAUUGGGAGCUCAAGGCGAGCAGCAGCCACUCCAGUCAGAACCUUUUCAUAUCUGCUGCUGUCAGCAGUGGAGGGGGCAUUCUUAGUGGGAAAGUUGGGACCAGCCCUGUCUCGGUUUCCUCAACAGGAACCUCUGUGGGUCAGUAUUUGGGCUCUCAGUUCCCACUGGGAGGGACCUCGGUCCUACAGUCGCUGUUCGGUGCCCAGACAGGAAGCUCCACUGCAGGCGGCAAUGCACGACUGGUCAACGGACACUCUGGCGUGGGGAGUUUCUCUAGCGCUGGACUGGCAGGGGGAGCAGCUGGAGGUAUCUUUCAUCACGCGGUUCCUUCGGUGUCCUCCCAUCAGUUUGGGGCGUCACUGCCCACCUCAGGAGGCCUCACCUCUCUGCUCAGUCUCUCCUCCUCCCAACACAACAUCCCCCAACCCACCUCUACGCGCCUGCCGUCCGCAUCCACACCUCUCCCCCCAUCCUCCAUGUCGCAGGCCCAGCAUAGCCGCACACAGUCGGUGCUGCACAGCCCCUCUCCUCCCACACUCUCGCUGCCCCCACCUCCACCCCUGCACAGCGCCCCCUCGCACACAGACGUCCCACCAUCCUCUCGAUCUGACUCCCUCCACUCCUCUCGUCUCUCCCACUCCUCUCUCCAUCACCAGAGGGCGCAUUCGUCCCUCACUCUCACCAUCUCCUCUUCCAUCCCAUCCUCCUCUGCAGCUCUCUCUGCUCCUGCCUCCUCCCCUCACUCCCCUUCAUCUCGUCUAUUCGCAGUGCACUACUCCCCCCGCCUGCCACUGCCACCUGCCAGUAACUCGGGUGGUGGCGGCAGCAGCAUGCGAAGGACUCAGGGCAUGCAUGGCACCUACACCACCUCCUCUUCACUCCCCGGCUCCCGACCAAGAUAGGUUUUGGUGGGGAGGGGGAGGGGGGUGUAGCAGGAAAUCAGAGGAGAGAGAGAGAGAGAGAGAGAGAGAGAGAGAGACAUGUAGGGAGUUCGUUGUUCAAAGCGAACAAGGUAAUUGCUGAAGACUACCUCAACAUGAAAGAAACUAUGCAAAUGUCCAGGUGUGGACCAAGGCACUCUGCUCCUCACUCACUGGUGCUUUAAUGACGUCUGCACUACCGGACCGCCUCCAAGACCGGCUUCUGUACUAGGACAUACACGCACACUGCUUUGAUCACCAUGAGCGGAAUUCAAAUGAACCGGUCAUGUUUUGGAUUAAAAAGUGUUUAUAUUUUUUAAUACAUCAUUUUCAUCAUAACAUUCAUUGAUAAUCAACGAUGUUUAACAUUUAGCAGCUCGGUGCAAGCUUCUUUUUUUAAAAUUCUGAUCAUGUGAAAAUGAUGAAUGCAACAAGCACACAACUUUCUGUCGUGGAGGUGCAACUUCCUGUUUGACCCGUUCAUUGAGUUCUGCUCCUCUGACAGAUCAUGCAGCUGUUCCUUUUUGAGGUGUGUGUGUUUUCUUGUUAUUAUUCCAAGCAUCUGAACGAUGAACAAGAUGAGGAAAUGAUUUAGGUCUGCGUUCACACUGGAUAACAACAUAUAGUUUCCUUUUGUAGCAUAAAAGAACUGGCUGCUUGUGUACACCAGUUACAUAUUUUUACUUAACAAUUAGGUCCCACCCAUCUUUUCAUUCAAAAACAAUUGGUGCAAAAAACAGUUGCUAUCCAACUGUUCUGAGCUCACAGAGCUAUAAUUUGCUAGCUGGAUCAAACCAGUUACCGUCCUAUCAUUAACAUGAGAUGUAACAUAUCAGAAAGCGUUACUGUUGUUAGGUAAUCAGACAUAUUUACCGUGUAAAAGAGCGUUUACUUCCAAUAAAUCAGUGUUUAUUUCACCCUAAAAAGAAGUUUGAGUUAAAUACAUGAACGGUAAAAUACUCUCACAUGGUGCUCUGUGUUCAUUCUCUCUGCCAGGUGAUAUGAUGCUGUCAAGUUAAGUGAAGCUGAAUCCAGGUAGUUAACAAUAAUAAUAAUAAUAAUGACAGGCGCUUCUUUUUUGUAUUUAUUAGUCCUGUUGUCAAUUUUUCUAAGUGCGACGGUAACCUUCUCAAAGCAGGACGUUUUUAACCUCUUCUUAAGCUAAAGGUUUAUUUAUUUGUGCUGCUGGGUGCUAAGAGCAUGUUUUAGGACUCUAAAAUGCAGAUAAACUCUGCACACUGACACACACAUACACAUCCUCACACUGGGAAAUCAUUGAUUUUUUUAUUUUGUAUUUUUUUUAAACCAUUAAUCACGAACUACUGGACUACUUCACACCUCCUCUUGUUUUGCUUUUGUCCUUUUUGUGUUUGUACUGUGAAUGUGAUUCUCUUGACUGUACAGUUGUGUUAGAUUUAUAUAUUUAUGUCCCCCAUUUGCCUUUUCAUUGUCCUUUGCAAUCCUGAAAUGUGUUGACGUUGUAGAAUGCAAUAGUGUGUCACUCACUGUUGGAAAACAAUGGUGCUAAAUUGAACUGUGCCUGGUUUUUAUUUAUUCUUACAGUAAAAAAAAAUACAAAAGAAGUGAGACAACGUUGUGCUGUACACAGGGACAUUUUGUAAAGCAACCCUUUUUUUGGCCUUUAAGUUCUCCUGUUUUAACACUUGGAUAAAAACUUGUGAGUGAAAACACACUGUUUUGUACAAAGGCUUUCUCUCCAGCGCCAACACAAAAGCUAUAUUUAAUAUGUUAAUAUUAUAUAUACUGUCUGAAUAUAUAUGGGGGGAAAAAACCUUUAGGUGCUGCAUUGUGACUCCCACACUCUGUCUUUUAUGCCACCACAUGACCUUAACAACAAGCAUGGCGUCAUCCUGUGAUGCACACACAUGAGGUGCUGUGGCGGAGAACACCACUUGGAUGUUUUCCUGUCAUUUUUCUUUUACAAGGAUUCUGCAGGAAAAAAUGGUGCUUCUGUUUUCAAUGGUGCAAACAAAGCUUUGAGUUUUACAGAUGAGGCACCCUCCUUGUGUUUUUUUUUUUCUCAUAUAUUGUUUGUAUUGCAAGAGCCGCACUAAAUGUCAAACUUGUGUGUGUGAGCCUGUGCGUGUGUAACUGUUAUUUGAACACAACUGUGUUUUGAAGACACGGUUGUAGUCUGUUUAAACCAGGACUGACUUUUUUUUUUGUUUUGUUUUUUUAAUCAUUGAUGUUGUUUCCAUCACUUCUUUUCAUUUUUCCGUUGAAUUUGUCUUACUAAUUCCUGUUCUCUUUGUAGAAAUUCGGUGCUCUCCAUCACUUAAAACAAGGAAAAAUGGCAGCUAAGUCUUCUGCUGUUGUGCCGUAGUGUUUUCUUCCUGUCAGUAACCUUCAAUGCGGGCAGCUUUCUGGAUGGCAGCUGUGGUGUAUGCGCAAGUGAGAACCGCAUUUUUAUCACAACUUCCCGACACUUUUGUAGCUUACCUCUUUUUAUAUAAUUCUAUGUGAUUUCAAUUUUAAAAAGUGCAUCGCGGUAGCUUAAGACCUGUGCACCCUCGGAAGUCGAAUACAAUCCAAUUCAGUUGUGAAGUAAUUUCCCACGAGAAGCAAAGCACUCUAUUGUAAAAUGACAUGUGAGAGCAGCAAUAUUUAUAAAGUAACAUCACAUUUCAGAAAGAAUUUCAUUACAAUAUAUCUUCUCAAAGGACAAUCCUAUAGAAAGUAAACUUGGCUAUACUUACAGAAUAGAGUGGUCAGUGAACAGCUUGCAUAACAGUAUACAUUUACUAUGCACUGAAUGAGUCACCUUGCGUGAGUGCUGCCGGCACUGGGGAGCUGAGGUUCUUUGAGGGAAAAAUGAAUUCCAACAUAAUGAUCAAAUACAAAAGAUUCUCAGUCCACCGGCAAAAGGCGAAAAAAAACACCAGUAAUUGAGAUGCCCAUAACAAUGUCUAUUUUGACACUAACACAAACCAACAGGAGGUCAUGAAACCAAACACCUCCCUCCCUCGCGGUGAAAAAGUAACAGAACAUGUAUAACACACAAUGUGGUGUGAAUAAGUGUUUGCCCCCCUUCCUGAUUUCUUUUUUUUUUUUUUUGCGUGUUUGUCACACUUAAAUGUUUCAGAUCAUCAAACGAAUUUAAAUAUUAGUCAAUGACAACACAACUGAUCACAAAAUGCUUCCGUUUUUGCCCAGGGUCUUUGUUAUGGUGGAGUCAUGAACACUGACCUUAACUGAGGCAAGUUUUUUUUUUUUUCUCCCUUAAUAAUAAAAAGUUUUGUUUAAAAAUUGCAUUUUGUGCUCAGUUGUGUUGUCGUUGACUAAUAUUUAAAUUUUUGAUGAUCUGAAACAUUUAAGUGUGACAAGCGUGCAAAAAAAGAAAUCAGGAAGGGGGCCAACACUUUUUCACACCACUGUAACUGCAUCACACACUAUGCGGGUAUUGAAAUAAAUGCUUACACACAUUAUACAUGCAAGACAAUGGGUAAUGCUGGGUAACUUCCUGUUGGUGUGCCCUUGGUCUCCCUAGCAUGUCUUGUGGGUGGAAAUGAGCGUAAAAUAGUAUUGUUUUGCAUGUACAUUAGAGUGUAAGCAUCAAUUUCGUUGCCCACAUUGUCAUUUUGGUACAGUUUCAUUGUGUGUUCUUGUUUUAGUUUGCAACGUGAGUGAGGUAGAAAUUUGGGUUUAUAAAAUAUGAAUAUGCGGGGAUCCACUGUACACCCCCAAGAUCUGUCUCACACACACACACACUGCUUCAUGUCAUUAUUGUCUAAAUCAGGUGUGUCCAAAGUGCAGCCGUGGGGCCAUUUGCAGCCCGCUGCUUGUUGAAAUUUAGGCUUGCAUGAGUGCUGCUAGUUCUGGCGAGCUGCGGUUCAUUUAGUGAAAAAUUAGAUGACAAUAUUGCACAAAAUGUGUGCACUUUGGAUACAGUUUUCAGCUCACAGUGAAAACUGAGCUGUGUUGCCAGCUAUCUAGACAGUAAUUGCUGUGUGUCAGUGGAAAGUAAAUGUAUACUGCUUUCAAAGAUGCACAGUACUCAUUAACACUGACUGAAGUUUGGGGGAACCUUGCGGUCAGAGGUCAUAACUCAGGAACUUGCUUGAAGUUUUCUGUAGGGGUGGGAACAGUGCCAUUUGGGCACUUGCGUUCUCACUGACACAUCCAUCCAGCCCUUGAGUUCUAGAAAGCUCCAUGAGGUCAUUCUCUCACACAGUGCUGAGCAGACGUGUGGUGGUCCUCCUUGUAGGGUCAGCUUUGAUGAUAAUGAGGUGCAAUAACAGCAAAGCCUCUGCUUGUGAUGGAAAUGUGUGUUACGUGUGUGUGUGGUGUUGGUGCUUUUUAUCCUAAAAUGACAUAGUGACAAAUGGAAUUCAUGUUGCUUUUCCCCACUGUCCUCCUCUGCAUUUUAUGAAUAUCAAUAAAAUGUUUCAUAUGAUACUUGAAUGUGUCGUGUGGAUAUGCAGUGCAGUGCAAGGCUGUCUCUUCAUUGUGGAGGAAGAAGAGGUUUAAGAUAGGUUUGCACAUUUCAAGAACCCUAUUGGUUGUAUUACUUUCAGUGCCAGAGGUUAGGUAUGUUUCCUGUCAUUUCUGCUCAUGUUAAAUGUUCAGUUUGUCGAACAUUCACCGAUAUUUGCUCCUGCAUCAUUCCUAUUGAUGAGAGAACAUAAGUCAACCAAUAUAGCUGAGGCUAAAGGUCAGAUCAGUACACUCCUUUUCUGGUUACACUCUUUUUUUUUUUGUGUACUGUAUUUACAUUGUGUUGCAGUUUAUGCCUAUUUAACCCUACUGAUUUGAAGGGUAUGUCGUUUGGGUGGCAAAAAGGCAGCUGAGGUCCUCAUUUUUUUCAUAGGUUACACUCUGUUAAUGUCAGAUUUUUGUGCUGAUGCACCAAUUUUGUGUUGUGUUCUUUUAAAGCAAGAACCCUACAGAUUUUCCAGGAUACGUGACCCCAAGGUGAGAGAGGUAGCUGAGGUCAAAAGUUAGAACAGUACUUGCUCCUCAUCACCGCUCUCAUUUUGAUUUUACGGAAUAUGUGACAGAUAGCUGUGGUAAAAUAAUUCCAGUCACGCCUCAGUUUUUGUACGCUCCAGUUUUCAUAUAAUUCGGUUUUAAAUAAAUGGCCAAGAUUUUGCCACAGUUUUCGUACAGUAUUGCAUGUAACAAACGAGUCCAUCUGCCCUGCACUGUAUCGUUCAGUGAAACUGAGUGCCCAGACAAAUCACCCUUCACGUGACUCCGAAACAACCUGCCAUGGGGCCAAAAGAAAUUUGUGGUUGCCAACAAUUUGAUAAAGAAGAUGAGAAAUACUGUUAAAUUAAAUUGCGCCCGGAUGUACAGGAAAUCCGAAUCGACAAUAAGUUCUAUCCAUCCAUUAUUUCUAAUUAUUUAGCAUUGUUUUCUGCAUGUAAAACUUGGUUUUCUCUAUCAAAUGUAUUUUUGUUCAUAUUUUUGGGUACCUGGAAGGGAGUCAUUGGAUUUGCAUUAUUUCUUUUGGCGAACCAUUUGAAACGAACGAGUGGUGAACUGUGGUGCACUGUACAUGCGCCUUGUCGCUUGUCUGCACCAAGUGUAUAGAUUUUUACAGGAAAUGUGACCCAAGAUGGCGGAGAUGGCCAAGGGCAAAGGUCAGAUCUCUACAUCUUACUUACCAACUCAUUCAACUAUCAUAUUUCUUGAAAUUGUGACCUGGGGUGUUUUACUUUACUUAGCUGCAGAGAUUAGAAGGCAUUGAUUAGCACAAAGGGAUUUGUUUUUUGUGGAAGCCUUUGUACAAAUGCAGUAGUACAGUACAGUGCAGUGGUCCAAAA